Messenger RNA from Oryzias melastigma (Indian medaka), 1368 nucleotides. Its product is annotated as guanine nucleotide-binding protein subunit alpha-14. Gene Ontology annotation, biological process: action potential; adenylate cyclase-modulating G protein-coupled receptor signaling pathway; phospholipase C-activating dopamine receptor signaling pathway. The record is from RefSeq and is a predicted model, not a curated record. Lineage: Eukaryota; Metazoa; Chordata; Actinopteri; Beloniformes; Adrianichthyidae. Gene Ontology annotation, cellular component: heterotrimeric G-protein complex. The coding region runs from base 261 to 1328 and encodes 355 amino acids. The transcript is spliced from 7 exons. Gene Ontology annotation, molecular function: guanyl nucleotide binding; GTPase activator activity; G protein-coupled receptor binding.
CACGGCUUCUGGAGCGAGAAUGCAGGUGUUUUCAUCGCAUCACCUUUCAGUCAGUGCCCGCCUCCCGCACAGGAGGAAUGUGAAAUGCACCUGAACUGGAUCCCGCAUGAGGAAGAAUGACUGACUGGCUAAAAAAGUCACCGACUUGUUCCGUCUCUCAAGUUUAUCUCGCAGGACUGACACUAAAAAACUCCACCGCACGCGCUCUUUUUCACUCCUAGCUAAAACGAAAAACGACCGUUAAAACUUCGACUAGAAAAAUGGACGAGUGCUGUGUAUCAGGCGAGGAGACGGAGAGGCUGAGAAUACACAGAGAAAUAGAGAGGCAACUCCGCCGUGAUAAAAGAGACCUUCACAGAGAACUGAAGCUGCUACUUUUAGGGACUGGUGAGAGCGGGAAGAGCACCUUCAUCAAGCAGAUGAGGAUCAUCCACGGGAAGGGCUACAGCGAAUCCGACAAGAAAGGCUUUAUCCGACUGGUGAACCAAAACAUCAUUACCGCCAUCCAGGCGCUCAUUGACGCCAUGAGGACUCUGAAGAUCGACUACGUUGAUGACCAGAACAUGAGCAAUGCAGACAAAUUAAGUCAACUGGAUAUAACCCAGAUAACACAAGCUUUGGAGGGUUGGCAAGUGGACGCCAUCAGGAGAGUGUGGUCCGACCACGGCGUUCAACAGUGCUACGAACGACGGCGAGAGUACCAGCUAUCAGACUCUGCUAAAUAUUACCUGAGCGACUUGGACAGAAUCUCCAGCCCGCAGUACAUCCCCACUCUGCAAGACAUCUUGAGGGUCAGGGUGGCCACCACGGGGAUCAUCGAAUACCCCUUUGACCUGUCAAAGGUCAUCUUCAGGAUGGUGGAUGUGGGUGGCCAGCGCUCAGAGAGGAAAAAAUGGAUCCACUGUUUUGAGGACGUCACCUCUGUGGUGUUCCUGGCGGCGCUCAGCGAGUACGACCAAGUCCUGUUCGAGAGCAGAGACGACAAUCGACUGAGGGAGAGUCUGGCUCUGUUCGAGACCAUCAUGUCCUACAAGUGGUUUCAGGAGUCCUCCACCAUCCUCUUUCUGAACAAGACAGACCUGUUAGAAGAGAAAAUCACAAAGUCACACUUGGGUGACUAUUUUAGCGAAUUUACUGGAAACAGGGGCGACGCCGACGCGGCCAAAAAGUUCAUCCUGCAGAUGUACGUGAAUCGGCACACCGGGCGCCACAAGCCCCUCUACACACACUACACCUGUGCCACAGACACCGAGAACAUCCGGGUCGUCUUCAAAGCCGUGAAGGACACACUCCUCCGGGAUAACCUUGAGAGGUUCAAUCUUGAGUGAAGGAAUAAAAAAAAAGCUGCUGUCAGCGACCCACUCUGAA